AUGCCCAACCUGGUUCCGCCAGUCACUACGACCCCCAUGGCGCUGGCGUAUCGGGAGCGCAUCCGUGCAGCCGCCCCGUCCGCCUCCAGCUUCCAACCCCUCAUGACACUCUACCUGACCGACAACACCAGCGUGGAGGAGGUGGAGCGCGCGGCCGAGGCGGGCGUGGUGGCCUUCAAGCUCUACCCCGCCGGCGCCACAACCAACAGCGCCUCCGGGGUGACAGACCCAGACCUGUGCCUGCCGGCGCUUCGCGCCAUGGCCAAGGCGAAGAUCGUGCUGGCAGUGCAUGGCGAGGUCACAGACCCCGCCGUCGACUUCUUCGACAGGGAAGCGGUCUUCAUAGAGCGCGUCCUGCGGCCCCUCCUCGAUAAGGUCCCAGACCUCAAAGUGGUGAUGGAGCACAUCACGACCCGCCAGGCUGCCGACUUUGUGGCCGAGCACGCCGGCACCGGGCGCCUGGCCGCCAGCCUGACCCCCCAGCACAUGCUGCUGAACCGCAACGCCCUGUUCCAGGGUGGGCUGCGGCCCCACGCCUUCUGCCUGCCCAUCCUGAAGCGGGAGGAGCACCGCCAGGCCGUGCUGGCGGCGGCCUGCAGCGGGAGCCCGGCCUUCUUCCUGGGCACCGACUCCGCGCCCCACCCAAAGCACGCCAAGGAGUCGGCGUGCGGGUGUGCGGGAAUAUACAGCGCCCCCGUGGCACUCGGCCUGUACGCCGCCGCGUUCGAGGGCGCGGGGCGGCUGGACCGGCUGGAAGGGUUUGCCUCGCUCCAUGGACCCGACUUUUAUGGACUGCCGAGGAACGCUGACACCGUGACCCUGGUUCGGGAACCCUGGCAGGUUCCCGCCUCCUACCAGUUUGGAGAGGGGGAGGUGGUGCCCAUGUGGGCCAAUCAGGUCUGUGACUGGAGGGUGGCGAGCCCCGCCUGA
Auxenochlorella protothecoides is the source of this 930-nucleotide messenger RNA. Its product is annotated as Dihydroorotase, mitochondrial. Bases 1 to 930 code for a protein of 309 amino acids. The record is from RefSeq and is a predicted model, not a curated record. Gene Ontology annotation, molecular function: dihydroorotase activity. The transcript has 5 exons. Gene Ontology annotation, cellular component: chloroplast; cytoplasm. NCBI's taxonomy places the organism in Eukaryota, Viridiplantae, Chlorophyta, Trebouxiophyceae, Chlorellales, Chlorellaceae. Gene Ontology annotation, biological process: 'de novo' pyrimidine nucleobase biosynthetic process; pyrimidine nucleotide biosynthetic process.